AUGCUUGAUUACUACACUACUUCUGAUGAAUUUGACCUUUGCAAUGCUACUUCUGAGGAGAAAUCUGAUUCGCUUAAUGAUAUAGAAGGUGAGGCAAUUGCUACCAUCAUAUUUAAAAGAAUGCGUAAUGAAUUAAGUUUACUUGUAACUGAGUAUAAAAAACAACUCGAAAGUGUUUAUCCUAAUGAUAAGGAAUGGGAAGUUAUAGAUAUCAUGGUUGAGUUAUUAGAACCUAUGCUCAUCGCAACAGAAUUAUUAUCAUCAAGCUUUUAUCUAACUAUUUCUGAUAUCUGUUUAACUUUUUGGGGCUUCUCCAUCAUCUUAAUAAGUUUAUAG
Molecule: messenger RNA, 336 nt
Organism: Racocetra persica
Lineage: Eukaryota; Fungi; Glomeromycota; Glomeromycetes; Diversisporales; Gigasporaceae
Source: the annotation of a GenBank genome assembly